Sinocyclocheilus grahami is the source of this 4003-nucleotide messenger RNA. RefSeq names its product INO80 complex subunit Da (gene ino80da). Lineage: Eukaryota; Metazoa; Chordata; Actinopteri; Cypriniformes; Cyprinidae. The record is from RefSeq and is a predicted model, not a curated record. The coding region runs from base 258 to 3155 and encodes 965 amino acids. Gene Ontology annotation, cellular component: nucleus. The transcript has 10 exons.
AGUCCGCCGAGCACUGAACUCUAAACCCCCGCAGAUCUGUUCAAUGAGAGCAGACGAUAACAUAAUAUCGAAAGUACAUUAGUGAUCGCUUUGACGCUUCACCGUCUCAACAGGGAAUAGUGUUCCGUAGCAUAAGGAAUUCCGAUGAAUAUUCGGUGCAGUUGAUGAUCUGUGGCGUUUAUACAGUCUGUCCGGAGUGAGACCCCGUAGAGGCUGAACCCACUGCAGCUGAUGUUCUCAGGGACCAGAGUCACGUGAUGUACGAAGGUAAACACAUCCAUUUCUCAGAGCUGGAUAGUAAGCCGCUGUGCUCCUACAGCCCCAAACUCUGCAAGCAGCGCAGAUUGAACGGAUACGCCUUCUGCAUUCGUCAUGUUCUGGAGGACAAAACCGCUCCGUUUAAGCAGUGCGAGUAUGUGGCCAAGUACAACAGUCAGCGAUGCACCAACCCAAUCCCCAAAGCAGAAGAGCGAAGAUACUGUAACAGCCACCUACAGGUGCUUGGCUUCAUCCCGAAGAAGGAGCGUAAGAAGAAGCAGGAUGCUCUGGAGGAGGUUCGUGCCCGUGCUCACGUGGAGUCUGUCGCUCUGAACAUCACCGUUCCCUCUCUGGCUUUGAGAGACACUAAUGGGCUGGAUGGCCUCCCUCCGUCUCCGCCCUGCUCCCGUCUGACUCGGAUGCCUCUCUCGGACUCCGACAUCCUCGACCCCUUUGCCUUCUAUGAGGAGGACACGGACGGAGAGGAAAGCGUUGUGCAGAAGAGCUCCAGCAAGAGGAAGCUGCCCAGCAGGCCAGUGAUUGACCUGAGGGUGACCGCUCGGGACCCAGAGCACCGUCAGCCGGACAUCGAGCACUUUAGCGCCGUCACUGAGCCCUGCACACUUCCAACCUCCCCACACCUACCACAACCACCUCCACCACCUGCUCCACCUCCGCCUCAAUCCUCGGCGAGGCUUGUCCAGCCCCCUCAACAUACAGAUCGGCCCGCUUACGCCCAACAUGGGGCAGUGCAGACUCUGCUAUGCAAGCCAGCUCCACCUCAGACAGGGCCUUCUGUUUUAUCUGGUCUGCUCCCGUCAGCUGGGGUUCAGAACCAGCCUGUUAGCCGGAGACCUGUCCCUGCUGCGUCCCCUCGCCCACCUGCUGCCCAGGACUGCCCACAGCCCCGCGCCGUGGCCAUGCGCCCCACUGCCUUUACAGCACCCCCUGUCUGCCUGCUCAGACUACAGCACCUUGUGCAGCUUUACGCUCAGAGACAGAGAGAACACGGAGACCUGUUCCCACAUCUUGGGCUAGACUGGUCUGAGGACUGUACAGAUGAUGAAGAUACCGAGGAGCUUGUUCCUUUAUUGCCUCAGGCCUGGAGACUUCAGGAAAGAAGCUCCCUUCAAAGCUCCUCCAAUGAAAAGCCGCUUUCCCGGCGGGCACGUCUGGCACAGCUAUGUACAUACCUACAGGAGAGGUAUAAACACCUGUGCCGACAGGACAGGGCAGCCACCCGUCACAGCAGAUACCAAUACGCCUUCCGGAAAGCUCUGCUCCAUGCUGCAAGAAAAGACCCAGACUGCACUGCACAGCUCAUUCAGAAACUCAGCAAGAGCUCACAGACCUCAACCUGUUCACACAAGUAUGAAAGGACAAUGUGUACGGGAACCACGAAGGGUCAAAGCUGCAGCAACAUAGCUUUGCCAUUUUCACGUCACUGUUUUCAACAUAUCCUGUUGAAUCGCUCUCAGCAGCUGUUCUCCAGUUGCACAGCGCGGUUCGCUGAUGGACAGCAGUGCUCCGUUCCUGUGUUUGACAUCACUCACCAAACACCUCUUUGUGACGAACAUGCCAAGAAAAUGGAUAAUUUCCUGCGUGGGGAUGGCAACAGACGCAGUCAGCAACAGCAGCUGCGGCGCCCACGUAAGAAGACCAAGCCGCCUGCACUGACGAAGAAACACAAAAAGAAAAGAAGACUAGGUCCACGCAGACCGCAGAAGCCCAUUCCUCCCGCUGUGCCACAGGGCAACUUGCUAAUGCCCUCGCUCUCACUGCCCACUCACCACGCCCAUGUCAGGAGUCCGUCGACCCCUGAACUCAGCGCAGACGAGCUUCCUGACGACAUCACAAAUGAAAUGCCUGACAUUCCCAAUGAUCUUGAGCUGAAUCAGGAAGACUUCUCUGAUGUGCUGCCCAGACUCCCUGAUGAUCUUCAGGAUUUCGACCUUUUUGAGGGUAAGAAUGGAGAGUUGUUGCCCACCACAGAGGAGGCAGAGGAGCUGGUCAGAGCCCUGCAGGCCAUGGGGUCAUAUCCCGAUUCCCUGGUGUGUUUGUCCUCAAUGGGCGAACUGACCCCAGCAGACGGGGUAGACCACCGAACCAUGGCUGUGUUCUCGGGAUCAGGGGUCACAGCAACUGGCAUCGGAGACCUUCUAAACGGCCGAAUGUCUUCUGAGACUUUUCCCAAUCUAGAGCUGGAGGGAAACCUCCUCCACGCCCCGACAGACCAUCAUUUCACAACGUCCCCUUCUCCCCAGCCAACACAGAGCAGCACCACCGCACCGUCUACAAAUCCCAAUGGUGGGUUAACAGAACGAACGUUUUCCCGAGUUCCCAAACCAGACUCGUCCCCGCCAGGUAGUCAUUACAGCAGCGAGCAUGUGCCAUCGCCCUACAGGGAUCACAUCUCACCCCCACAUGGUGCCUCUUAUCAAACCGACGCACCUCUCUUGCUGGAGGUGCCUUUGAGUGGAGCGCCCGGGCCACCGCGCACCUCCUGGAAUAACCUCCCGCUUUCACUCACAGACCCGGCACAGUUCGGUAACCUCCUCUCUGCUGAAACUCACCUGCUCUCCACUGCUCUGUCCACCCCGCCCUCCACGUCCCACUCCACAAUCUUGCAGCCCACCGCUGCUCUCUCCGCUCUACCCCAACCGGGCCUGACCGGCCUCACCUCACCCUCAUCCUCGCCCUCUUCACGGGACCUUCUCACCCCCACCCAACCUAAACUACAGCUCCCACAGUUUAGUGCAGCCUUCGGCCACCAACUGGCUUCCCACAGUGGGAUCCCCAAAGACCUGCAGCCCAGCCAUAGCUCGACAGCGCCACCUACAGGCUUUACCAUCACUAGUGCCACUGCUGCCACUCCCCCGUUCCCUCAGAGCAACUGAGUCUGGUUAGAGAGACCCCCCCCAUCUCACAUUUUAAAGGGAUAGUUCACUCAAAAAUGAAAACUGUCAUUUACUCACCCUCAUGACUUUCGUUUGUCCUUGGAACAAGAAAGUAGCGAACAAGGGCUGUCAAGCUCCAAAAAAGCACUCUAAAUUUCUGCACAUUUAAACUGCUGUAUAACAAUCGUUUAUGACGUGUGACGACCUGGAUUGUUUAGCAAUGUCUUUGCGUGGCAUAUUUGCCUGUUUAAACACUGCAAGAUUUUGAGUGAGUAAAGGCCUGUUCACACCAAGACAAAUGUUCAGUAAACAUUUUAAUUUGAAUGAAUGGCUGUUAAUGCAUCAGCAACACAAAUAUUCGCACACUGUCAAUGCUAAUUUGGCACACUACAAAGGAAACUGGCCGACCAGUAGUUAGCACGUUUGAUCACAAAAAGUCAUUGUGUAAAGCUAUGAUGUGAUGGCGCUCACUAACAGACUAUUUUGUGAUCAGAGUGACAGUAAAUAGCAGAGCAAGAAUCCGGAACUGGGUUUCUUGUCUCUGGAAUUUGUUUUUUAAUACAAAAGUCUAAACGACUGUUUGAAAACAUGAAAAUUCUGUUCGACUUCCUUUCUUCUUUGUGAUAAGUGGGUGUCAGAAGUGGAAAUUAGCACAGUGCUCUUCUUUACUUCUGUUCUUCAGAAAGCGCCACCUACUGUCAUGGAGUGAAUUUGCAUUUUCAUUCAACGUAUCUGCCUUUUUCCCCAUUGGUCUUAACAGAAAAUCAAAUCUGUGUAAACAGGCCUUUAAUUACUUACAUUUUAGUCAGUUCCUAACACAAAGCUAUUGUAUAUCUUCAGAAAACUUG